This is a messenger RNA of Pocillopora verrucosa, 1102 nucleotides long. RefSeq names its product adenosine receptor A2b-like. Gene Ontology annotation, biological process: G protein-coupled receptor signaling pathway. NCBI's taxonomy places the organism in Eukaryota, Metazoa, Cnidaria, Anthozoa, Scleractinia, Pocilloporidae. Gene Ontology annotation, cellular component: membrane. Gene Ontology annotation, molecular function: G protein-coupled receptor activity. The record is from RefSeq and is a predicted model, not a curated record.
AUGCCGAAUACAACAGCAAACCAUACGCGCGGAUUUAAUCCUAUUCAACCAUACGUUUGGUAUUGGGUUUUGAGGGGAAUCAUUGCAUUGUUAAGUAUCACUGGGAAUGGACUUGUCAUCUACUUCGUUGUAUCCAAACGACGCCUACGUGUAAGCAAUAACUGGUUCGUGCUCUCCCUGGCAGUUGCCGAUUUUUGGGUCGGUUUGUUUACAACGCCGAGUGAACUUGUUUGCACGCUUUACUAUCGUUGCGAUUGGCGUUUUCAGUUCUCAUUUUACAACUUUCUUCUCCUUGCCUCUACGUUAAAUUUGUGGGCAAUGGCAAUAGAUAGAUAUGUUGGGAUUGUACAUUCUUUGCGUUACACAUCACUCAUGACAGGCAAAAGAGUUUUUGCAAUGAUAAGCAUGGCGUGGGCAAUCUCACUUAUUGCGCCGUUUGCACGUCUAAUUUGGUUGUUUAGUGAUUCCCCUGCUCUGAAAAAGAUCGACAAAUACUAUCGAGUUGCUCUUGAUCUUUUCUUCGGCGUUUUCUCGUGUGUCGUACUGUUAUUCAUUUACAUCCGUAUAUUGUUCAUUUCUCGCAAACUCUCGAGACAAACAGCCUCACAAAUGAAAGACAUUAACUUCAAUCACGGUCAGAGUGAAGAUCGCGACAUACAGAAUAUCUCAUCAAAACGUCGUCGACGGCCUCGAAGAAAUUCAACUUCAAUUGCGGUUCUUGGAUCAGUGAUUUUCUUAUUUGUUAUGUGCUACAGUUUAAACAUCUAUAUUUCUUUUUGUUCAAAUUUUCAACUUCGCUCAGUAAGCACUUUUGUCGGUUUAAUUUCUUUGUUAUUGGUACACUGUAACUCGUGCGUUAAUAUAGUGGUGUAUGCGUUCAUGAAAAGUGAUAUUCGCAGAGAAUUGAAGCGCUUGUGUCGAUGUGGAAGCCCAAGAGAUCUUCAGUCUCAGUCAAGAGAAUUUUCUCUUAAUCAAGCUGGAAAUACGAGUGAUUAUACGUAACUUGGUGGUUUAAUCAGUUCGACCAAAUUACUAUAUUGCAACCGUGAGACUCGACAACGAGAGGAAUAGGGAGUACAUUGAAGCUACCAAUCGUCGAAAC